Messenger RNA from Hibiscus syriacus, 874 nucleotides. Its product is annotated as ethylene-responsive transcription factor ERF061-like. The record is from RefSeq and is a predicted model, not a curated record. The coding region runs from base 1 to 816 and encodes 271 amino acids. The transcript has a single exon. Lineage: Eukaryota; Viridiplantae; Streptophyta; Magnoliopsida; Malvales; Malvaceae. Gene Ontology annotation, biological process: regulation of DNA-templated transcription. Gene Ontology annotation, molecular function: DNA binding; DNA-binding transcription factor activity.
AUGCAAGAAACCAACCAUGUUUGUGGAUUCAACAAUGGUACAAAUAUUGGGUCUUUCCUGUCAGAGCUCAUAUUAUCAGGAGGCUCAAACACCAUAGAUUCAAUCUUCUCUAUCUGUGCACCACCGUCAUCUGCAAACGCCGCCGCCGUCAAUGAGCCAUUAGGCUCUUCGGUCUACCACCGCCAAAGAGACGUCCUUCAAAGAUUCAGCUACCAAAACCAUGAAUCGACGAGCCAAUGCUCCGGUCCUCAAAAGAAGAAGCUUUACAGAGGCGUACGGCAGAGGCAGUGGGGCAAAUGGGUGGCGGAGAUCAGACUCCCACAGAAGAGGAAGCGAGUGUGGCUAGGCACCUACGAAACGGCCGAGACCGCCGCUUUGGCAUAUGAUCGAGCAGCUUAUACGCUCAGAGGGGAUUACGCGAGGCUGAAUUUCCCGAACCUAAACGAUCCCAGCAAGUUUGGGUUCGUAGAUUGUGCUGCGUUGAAUGCUUUAAGGAACGUGGUGGAUGCCAAGAUCGAAUCCAUUCGUCAGAAGAUGAAAACGGAGAGAGCCAAGAAGAAAGCCAAGAAAGGCGGCUUCGACGACGAUCGUGCCGCGUGUUCGUCGUCGUCGCCUUUCGGCGACGGUUUAAGCGACGGGUUGGUGUCGUCGAUCGUGUCGGGCGAUGGGUUUCGGAGAGCUGAGAAUUCGCCGGCCUCCGUCUCGAAUGAUUAUCCGACGAUGACGACGGUAGAUGAGCCGCGGUUCGAGGACGAUUUGCUCGCUAAAAUGCCGUCUUUUGAUGCUGACUUGUUGUGGGAUUUUCUUGCUAAUUAAGAUUACAACAUUUACAUUCAUGUUUUUUGUGAUCAAGUUUUUUCAGCAUACAAUUGCU